Misgurnus anguillicaudatus (oriental weatherfish) is the source of this 3292-nucleotide messenger RNA. RefSeq names its product flavin-containing monooxygenase 5. NCBI's taxonomy places the organism in Eukaryota, Metazoa, Chordata, Actinopteri, Cypriniformes, Cobitidae. The record is from RefSeq and is a predicted model, not a curated record. Gene Ontology annotation, molecular function: flavin adenine dinucleotide binding; N,N-dimethylaniline monooxygenase activity; NADP binding.
UGUGAUGUCAAACAUUUGAUCCUGACUAACGUUAACGUUACCCAGUUUAAAACACGAACCUAGAUGACAGGUUUACCUUUUCAAAGUUUAUAAUGGGUUAACAGUUUGAACUGUGUAGCAGCUUAAGUACAAACAGGACUUUGUAGCGAUGUGAUACAAAACCAAAUAUUUGUCUGUGUUAUUCACUUGCCAUUGACCGAUGGCCAAGUUUAUCUCCGCCCCUUUUAUAUCAGGGGUGUGGUGUUCUGUAGCCUACUGUGUGUAUCGUUCGGCGAUAUUUGACAUCUACAGUGCUAAUAGUCUGAAGGUUGUGAAUAAGCAUGGCUAAGCGUGUUGCUGUCAUUGGAGGAGGAACCUCAGGGCUGACCUGCAUUAAAUGUUGCCUGGAUGAAGGUCUGGAGCCGGUGUGUUUUGAGAGCAGUGAUGAUAUUGGAGGACUUUGGAAGUUUAAGGAUGAUACAGAUCCAGACCAGGCCAGCAUUUACCAAUCUUUAAUUAUCAACACUGCGAAGGAGAUGAUGUGCUACAGUGAUUAUCCCAUCCCUGCCCACUUUCCAAAUUUCAUGCACAAUUCUCUUAUCAUGGAUUACUUCCGUAUGUAUGCUGAGCACUUUCAGCUUACACGGCACAUCCGUUUCCAGACAAAAGUCCUUCAUGUCACACCAAGGCCAGACUUUCCUCACUCUGGACAGUGGGAUGUAGAGACAGAGUCAAAGGAUGGAAAGAGGGAGAAGGAGGUUUUCGAUGCUGUGAUGGUCUGCACAGGUCACCACUGUCACCCACACCUCCCUCUAAAGGACUUCCCAGGAAUAGACACAUUUAAGGGAAAGUAUUUUCACAGCCGUGACUACAAAACCCCUGAAGAAUGGCGAGGGAAGAGGGUCGUUGUGAUUGGCAUUGGGAACUCUGGUGGAGAUAUUGCUGUUGAGCUCAGCAGAAUGGCCAAACAGGUUUAUCUAAGCACCCGAAAGGGUUCCUGGAUACUAAAUCGUGUUGGAGCUGAUGGUGUUCCUGGAGAUAUGGUUUUUAAUAGGAGAGCAACUGGGUGGCUUCAAAAAUGGUUCCCCAUUAACUUUCUCAGUAGUAUAGGAGAGAAAAAACUUAAUGAAAGAUUCGAUCACAAGCUGUAUGGACUGCAGCCUGCCCACAGACUUUUCAGCCAACAUCCCAUGGUGAAUGAUGAUUUACCAAACCGUAUUCUCUCUGGUACCGUGUUGGUCAAGCCGAACGUGCGAGAGUUUCGUGGCUCAAGUGUGGUGUUUGAAGAUGGCACUGUCGAGGAUGACAUCGAUCUGGUGGUGUUUUGCACGGGCUACACUUUCUCAUUCCCCUUCCUUUCUUCACACAUAAUACCUGUUAAAAAUAACAAGGUCUCCCUGUACAAAUUUGUCUAUCCACCGAACCUUGAGCGCUCAACUUUAGCUGUGAUUGGUCUGAUCCAGCCUCUGGGAGCCAUAAUGCCAAUCUCUGAGAUGCAAGCGCGAUGGGCCACACGUGUUUUUAAAGGACUCUGCAAGCUGCCAUCAAUGAAUGGAAUGUUGAAGGACAUUAAAGCAAAGGAGGAGGCAAUGGCCCGAAGGUAUGUGGCCGCACAGAGGCAUACCAUCCAGGUGGACUACAUCCCGUACAUGGAUGAACUUGCUAAACAAGUGGGUGUUAAUCCUCCCAUCCUGAAGUUGCUCCUGACAGACCCUAGAUUGGGUUUUAAAGUGCUGUUUGGGCCCUGCACCCCAUACCAGUUUCGGCUGUGUGGACCAGGCCAAUGGAAAGGUGCACGCCAGGCCAUCCUGACGCAGUGGGAUCGAGUCACUCAGCCCCUGAAAACACGCAAUGUGCCAGAUCAGGAGUCACAGCACUCGUCUGUCUCGCUCAUGUUUUCAUUGUCUGUUGCAGCUCUGCUCUCUGCUCUUUAUUACAGCAGGGAAAGUCUGUACCCGCUCAUAUCAGACCCUUCUGUGAUCCUCAACAAGAUUUGGGCUUAUUUACCAUCACCAGCAUAGGGAUGAUGAAACAUGACAUACUGUAUCAUAUAAUAUCUGACAGCAAACCAGGUGAUCUUUGAUUAUGGUCAAUUUUAGCUGUGGGAUAGAUGAAGUGCCUUAUUGUUCCUGAAUUUGCUGUCAGCAUUGAUACAGUAAAGUCUACUGAUCUAAGGACAUUUAAAAAAAAAAACAUUUCAUAUGAUUGCCAAAAAAUCAUGCAAUAAUGAUCUUUUUAAAUUGUACAGACAUUGUUUUAAUUCACCAGUGUAGAUUUGUAUAUUUUAAAAUAGCAUGCAAUUAAAAUCCAGACUGUACUUUGUUUCAGUGGAAGUCCAGCAUAAUCUCUUAAAAUGAUUUCUGCAGAUAUGUUAGAGCGUGUGAGCCUGUGAUGGUAUGCUUUGUAUAAGGGGCAUAGCCAAAAAAAUAGAGACACAAUUUCUAUACAUUUUACAGAAUUUGUAAAUCACAAACAUACACAAAGUAUUUAAGUUAAACAAUUUAUUUCCAAUGCUAUACAAAAGAAGGAAAAGGUAUACUGAUAAUUUCUAAAUAAAACUCCUGGUUCACCUUUUAUGAAAGGUAAAUAUAAACACUUAUUUUACUGACCUGAUCACCCGAUUAGCGCUGAACAUAGCUUGAGUCUAAAUUUUCUGCUUUAGGCUCUAGAUCGCUUUUCUUUUGUUUUUAUUGCAUAUGAACAUAUACCUAUAAAAACAAGAGCACAAUGCAUUAUGCUCUUAAAUUCCAGUCAGUAUGCACAUGUAAAUGAUUUACAUAAUCCAAACCAAAAACAAUAACAUAAAGAUAGAGAAAAAGAAGCACCUACCUAUAUGUGGUGCAGUUUAUUUGUCUAUUUUCAAUUUGCAGAAAAUAUUAGAAGCCCUGGACAUUUUUUAUUUUGACAUUUACUCAAAACAUUACAGUAUUCGUUGAUAAAAUAGAAAAAAUGGCUUAACACCAGACGACUUAAUUUUAUGUAUAUGAAACUUUCCCAUUAAGACUAGUAAUUAAAUAACAUAUGCUUUGUCAUUUUCUAUCCCACAAUCGUUAACAUAAAUCAUUAUAUCCGAAAUAUAUAAUAUAUAAGUAUAUUUUAUAACCCAAAAUAUCUUUGUAUAAAUGCAAUGAAAAAAUAAAUGAAAAAACUGUCAUUCACUAUUCACAUGAAUAGUCAAUAUUUAAUUUAAACCUCUCUAAUACAUGUUUUACUUGAUUAAUAAGCUGGGGGAUAUGUAAAUCAUGUAUUACGUUCCUGAUAUAAUUAUUUGAAAUGUUUUCUUUUAAGUUAUUAAAAUACUAUUUCUAAUAAA